UAAACAAAAGGCCGGCUUUUCCCUUCGAAUCUUCUUUCAAGAAUCAUUUUUAGCAAACCAUUUCCUCUUCAGUUGGCACAAACCCGAUGUUGGAUUGUACUAAACUGUGUAAGACUAAAUAUAGAAACUUUUAUCUGUCCUUUGCUUCCUUGCAACACCCAGUGUGCAGUUAUAUAAAUUGCUAUGUGCAGCACCAACCUUGCGUUCAAGCACGUCUCAAUUACGUGCAACGUGCUUCAUGGCUGAAGUGCACGAUUUUCUGAUCCAUUUUCCUCUGUUUUCUUUUUCUCUCUUUUUCUGCUGUUUUGUUUUGUUUUUUUUCCUUUCUAACAAACAUGCUUAUACAUAGGCUGUGAUCUUGAGUAAGAGAAUGCCACUGCCAUCAUUUGGGCUAAGAGGAGAACUGCAUUUGCUUUGUGCCGCGUUCAGUGUCGGCAUGAAUCGCCUUUGUUUUUCUGUCAGCACUUUUUUUUUUGGUUGCUCUUUUGUGCAUGCGUAGUUUCCACUCUUCUGCUAAGGAUCAGGCAUUCUGAUUGGGUGACCACCCCCGAAGCCAGAAUGACAAACUGCUCUUAGGUUUCCCUUUAACCAGAAUGUGAAACUCAGGCCAGUGCUCAUUAACUUCAGGCUGAGAAUGAGGACUUUACUGACAACCCAGAACCAGAACAGCUACCGUGAGCUGAUAAUGAAGGAGGCGUACACACGGCUUAACUGGAAGAUGAAAUAUGGUAAGGACUAUCCGGUCAGGUUCACCUUACCCAAAGCCAAGGUCGGGAAUCCGACAACUGCCCCUAAAGUCACCCUGCCUCCUGUAGUAAAAGCUCCAGAGAAGAAGAAGAAGAAGGAGGAGGAGGAAGUUCCGAGGCUACAGAAUGUUCUCACUGCAGCUCCUCUCAUGAAACCAGUCAGCCCUAAGACCAGAGAGACUCUUUAUAACGGUUUGUCCAAAGAAGGUAAAGGACGCAGCCAGUACCUGAAGAGACGUGUUGAGAAGAUGCCUGAAGAAAGGUUUGAGUAUCCUUUAUUGUCCUCCUGGGAAUACGGAUGGAGAUUAGGUGAUUAUGUGCACGACUACAAAUCACCAGUAAAUGGAAGAUCUGCAGUUAUCAGGAGCACUUUCUACGCCAGGAACGGUAUUUUUCACAUUCCCUCUGCAACAGAUCACCUCGGGUGACCAACUUUCAAGACUGGAACAGUGUAUAUUAAGAAUUGAGAUAUUUGCCAGAAAUAAUGUAGAGCCACGUAAUUUCUACUAAAUACCAACGAUUUCUAUUUACUUAUCCUGUUACAAAAUUGGCUUAAUAGCAUUACAAAUCCUUUCUAUGAUGUACUGAUGCAGAUGAUUUACAACAAAAUACUUUCUUUUUCCUUUGUCAUGAAAUUUGAUCUAUUCACAUGACGUCAGCAGGAUUAAAUUAAUGGGAGGCGAAAGCAUGAACUUUGCAAAACAAUACACUGUUUCCUAGCAACCUUGCAACAAACACCUGGAUUGGAUUGUGCUGGUUUAUAAUUAACAUGCUGUGCAGCCUUAGAAAUAAAAAGCCUUGACGUUGCUGUUUUUGGGGGGGAAUAGCAAACUAGUCGGAAUUGUUUCACUUUAAUAAUCAACCUAAAAAUUAAGCUCAACAUGUGACGCAUCAUAUAUCCACAAACGGAGUUCAGGUUUUUCUUUUAGCUGCGUUGACAGAAAUGCACAGAGGAAAAUGGUCGCUCACAGCCAGGGCCUACAAAAAAAAAACAAAGGUGAGGGGUAAUUGUAAUAAAAGCCUUAUAACAAUUGAAUGCAAAAACUUAUGCAGCUGUAUCAGGGAUAACCAACUUUCAACAAAAUGUUCAAUUCCAGACUUUUCUUCUAUUCUUCUAGAGAAUUAACUGGCUUGUGUUACUAUCAACAAGUUUGUAUCAAAACAGCACAUCAUGCACCGGAUAUCCUUUAAGGAUUAGUACCAGAACUCCAUUUAUUCAUUUAAUGUACUAGGCAGCCUGAUAGCACGAUAUUGUAUUUGGAAUGACCAAUAAAUAUCGGUGUACCUCCUCUUCA
Silurus meridionalis is the source of this 2041-nucleotide messenger RNA. Its product is annotated as protein ATP6V1FNB. The record is from RefSeq and is a predicted model, not a curated record. Lineage: Eukaryota; Metazoa; Chordata; Actinopteri; Siluriformes; Siluridae. The coding region runs from base 635 to 1174 and encodes 179 amino acids. The transcript is spliced from 2 exons.